Capsella rubella is the source of this 3163-nucleotide messenger RNA. Its product is annotated as LEAF RUST 10 DISEASE-RESISTANCE LOCUS RECEPTOR-LIKE PROTEIN KINASE-like 1.3. Gene Ontology annotation, molecular function: protein kinase activity; polysaccharide binding; ATP binding. The transcript is spliced from 4 exons. The coding region runs from base 258 to 2993 and encodes 911 amino acids. Gene Ontology annotation, biological process: protein phosphorylation. The record is from RefSeq and is a predicted model, not a curated record. Lineage: Eukaryota; Viridiplantae; Streptophyta; Magnoliopsida; Brassicales; Brassicaceae.
AAAAACCAAAAGACGAAGAAAAGUCUUGUAAAGUCAACUAAAACAAUGACGUUUGCUUAACUUCUCCAAGUCUUAAUGUAUAAUAUCAUUUUCAAUAUUGACUUAGUCCUUUUAGAAAUUUCCACUAGCUCAUCUCUUUGUCUCCUUCACUAGAUUUUUUCUUAUUCUGUUUUAUCUUUGUUUAUUCAAAUUAUUAUCUACUCUGCUUUAACUCAAACCAACUCAGAGAAAAAAGAGAACUUUUUCAGAUAUCAAUCAUGUUCUCUCCAGUACUCUUCAGAUUCUCUAAACCCAACUCUUGUCUGGUCUUGCUCUUUUUCUUGACCUCUUUUAACCAACUACCUUGGGCUUUAAGUAAACAAGAGAAUAGGUUAUGUCAUACUCUGUUUCAGUGUGGGAAUCUCACAGCAGGUUUCCCUUUCUGGGGAGGUGCUCGGCUCCAACCUUGUGGUCAUCCAUCUUUGGGGCUUCGCUGCGACAAUAGAACAAAUUCUACUUUCCUAGUGAUCUCAAGCUUGAUGUACCAGGUUUUCCAAGUAAACACCACAACUGGUACACUUAAAUUAGCAAGGCAAGACUUUUUAGGUCCAUUUUGCGAGGCUACAUUAAGUGGCGAAACGUUGACUCCUGAACUCUUUGAGCUUUUGCCGGACUACAAGACCCUCUUUGCUCACUACUUAUGCAACCCUCCUACUCAUCAUCCUUUGAAUUUCUCAUGUCCACAUAUGGGUGUUGGCUUGAUGCAUCAGAAAGAUGACUAUAUCGAGCAUUGUGGUGGGAGUUUCAACAUCACUGUUCCCAUGAGUUAUGCUCCUGAGGAGAAACAUUUGAAUGUGACCAAAUUGGAAAGUGUUCUUAAAGAAGGAUUUGAGGUGAAGCUGAGGAUUCAUGAGAAGUGUCAAGACUGUAAAUCCACUGGUGGAAUCUGCUCCUACAAUGAUUCCACUCCAGUUUGCUGCAAGACAAACUUGUCAUCAGACACCAAAUGCAUUCCAAUGAUUCCAUCUGUUGAUAAGCGUCACUUACACUGCAGUCAUUUGUUUAAAUGCGGCAAUCAGACAGAACUCUAUUAUCCAUUUUGGACAGCUGAUAGAGAAGAGUGCGGUCACCCGGAUUUCGAGGUCACCUGCAGCGGAGAUUUCGCAGAGUUUAGUAUAUCUUCGGUAAAGUUCCAAAUCCUUGAGAUGAACUAUGAGUCUCGUAUAGUAAGACUUGCCAGAAAAGAUUAUCUCAACAAUCUCUGUCCUCAGCAUCUUGAGACCGCACUAAUCAACAAAGAGGUGCUUCCAUUAUAUAAAGACACUGAAGUGCUAACUUUUUUCUACAACUGCUCUGAUCAUCCCGUUGAUUACAUUAGUCAGCUUCAGUGUUGGCCUGAUGAUACUUACGAGGAGAGUUACUUUGUGAGAAAAGAGUUCCCAUCUUCGCAUGAGUUUACGUCAUCCUGCAAAAAGACCAUUGAUGUUGCCGUUUCUCGAUCUGCCUUGAAAACAGCAGAGAUAAAUCAGAGUGAGGAGACGAUAAAGAAGGCUCUUGAUAAGGGUUUCGAGCUUACAUUCAACAGAGAUUGUUCCCGUUGCGUAAAAUCAAAGGGUUCUUGUGGAUAUAAUCAGCAGUUGAGAGAAUUUGUUUGCUAUUGUAUAAAUGAGCCUCACAAGCAUACUUGUGGAGAGGGUAAUGUUUCUUUUGCUCCGGUUUCUCUGACUACUUCGACUGAUUUAAGCAUCGGAUUCGCUUGUGGAUUCGUGGGUGCCACUCUUAUUAUCGGAUUUUUGUUCUGUUUCAUCACCCGGAGAAGAAAGAAACUUGCAGCUCAAUACACAAGCAAAGACCUGUCAACAACAAUGACUUACUCGAGCAAUACAAUGUCAAACACACCAACUUCCACAACAAUUUCUGGCAGCAAUCACUCUCUUGUGCCCUCAAUGUCUAACCUUGCAAACAGCGCCUACUUUGGAGUUCAAGUCUUCACCUACGAAGAACUUGAGGAAGCCACUGAGAAUUUCUCUACAGAGCUUGGAGAUGGAGGCUUCGGGACUGUCUACUACGGAACACUAAAAGACGGACGAGUUGUAGCUGUAAAACGUCUCUUCGAGAGAUCACUAAAACGCGUUGAGCAAUUCAAGAACGAAAUCGAGAUCUUGAGGUCCCUAAAACACCCAAACUUAGUAAUCCUAUACGGAUGCACAACAAGACAUAGCAGAGAGUUACUCCUAGUCUACGAAUACAUCUCCAACGGCACACUCGCUGAACAUCUCCAUGGAAACCAAGCACAAUCUCGUCCCCUUAGCUGGCCUGCUCGACUCCAAAUCGCCAUCGAAACCGCAAGCGCAUUGUCCUUUCUCCACACCAAAGGAAUCAUACACAGAGACGUCAAGACUACUAACAUUCUCCUAGAUAGCAAUUACCAAGUGAAAGUAGCUGAUUUCGGACUCUCACGGCUUUUUCCGAUGGAUCAAACACACAUCUCCACCGCACCACAAGGCACUCCAGGGUAUGUAGAUCCUGAGUACUACCAAUGUUACCGUCUCAACGAGAAAAGCGACGUAUACAGCUUCGGAGUCGUCCUCUCCGAAUUAAUCUCAUCAAAAGAAGCGGUAGACAUCACCAGGCACCGCCAAGAUAUUAACCUAGCGAACAUGGCGAUUUCGAAGAUCCAAAACGACGCCGUUCACGAACUCGCGGAUCAAUCACUCGGAUUCGAGAGAGAUCCUUCCGUGAAGAAGAUGAUGUCGUCGGUCGCUGAAUUAGCGUUCCGGUGUUUGCAACAGGAGAGAGAAGUAAGGCCAUCGAUGGAGGAGAUCGUUGAGGUUUUGAGAGGGAUUCAGAAGGAAGGGAUGAUAGGAGAUUCGAAAGAUGUGGUGGUGGAGAUUGAUGUGAACGGUGGUGGUGAUGAUGUUGGAUUGUUGAAACACGGUGUUCCUCCGCCGUUAUCGCCGGAGACUGAUAAAAUGACGGCGAGUAGUUCAAAUACGACGGCGAGUUCGUUUUGAAAGAAGGUAGGAAGAGAGACUCUGGACCAAAAGGAGAGUUCGUUUUGUCAGUAAAUAAAAAGAAAAAUAUUGUUAAGUUUCACCUUUUGACUUUUUGACUUUUAUUUUUUUGAUUUUGCACCAAUAGAAUCAAUCAGACUGUUUUUGCUUUCAACAAAAUGUACUAAUCA